Messenger RNA from Penicillium robsamsonii, 1905 nucleotides. RefSeq lists its product as uncharacterized. Bases 1 to 1905 code for a protein of 634 amino acids. NCBI's taxonomy places the organism in Eukaryota, Fungi, Ascomycota, Eurotiomycetes, Eurotiales, Aspergillaceae. The record is from RefSeq and is a predicted model, not a curated record. The transcript is spliced from 4 exons.
AUGAACACCAAGGACUUACCGGGUUACGAGCAGACCUUGCCCGUGCUGUCUCGGCCACCGGCUGCUUGGGCCGAUCCGAUCCACUCGCCCUACGCUGCCAUCCACUUCGAUCCCAUACCUGUGCAGCCCGUGACCUCACAGACUCCUCUAGCUCCUCCAGCCCUUCCAGCUCCGGCUCUUCCAACGCCUUCUUCCACAGCCCCCAGUCGCAAAACAACCAGGGUACGCAAACCCCGUAAAAAUACCAAUGUAUCCGCGGGGAAAUCGACGUUGUUCUGGGUCAACAGUGAUCAGCAGACUGCAGCGGCAGGCACAACGGACGAGACCCUGAAGCGGAUUCGGUCUCAUGUUAUGUCCGAGCAUAAUCGCAAGAAGCGAAUGGAGAGCACAGAAAAAUACAAUAAGAGCAAAUGGAAGCACGCGCCUUAUCGGCCACCGACGACGAAUGCUGGGGCACUCGUACCAGCUGAGCCCGUCCGUCCGUCUAUUAGCUCGUCUGCCAGCUUGUCCGGCAGUCAAAUCUCAGAUGAACAAGAGCUAGAACAGGUCGAGGAGCUUGUUACAUCGACAGCCGUGGGAUACCCUGCCACCCAAACUGCAACAUGGGAUGACUGCGACUGUGGCGGGACGAUGGUUUACCCCGCUGGACCGUCUGCAUGGUCUUACGUGGGGCAAGGAGCUAAUGAUCCUUUUCAUACUGGACAUACGCAGCUCACAGAUAGAAUGAUGCGACACCUGCGAGUCUUCCUUUGGGAUCUGACACAAGAAGCACAUCCGUUGCAAACGCGAUACAAGCCCAAACUGCAGGCACAUUGGGCGUCCUUGAUUCAGCAGGAUCCAGCCAUUCUGCAUGCCACAAUUUGUAUGGCUACUUCCAAUGAUGCUAUGCGUGCAGGCGAACUACCCAUCCGAGAUCCAAAUCAAAAGCGGAGUCAGUUGGUGAUCGACACGUUCCACCAUCGUGGUGAGACUAUUCGAUUGGUCAACGAGGGUCUAUCAGACCCGGUCAAGGCUUCCAGUGAUGUUUUGAUUGCUGCCGUUUCUACCUUAUUGACAAUUGAAAUCGCGUCGGGGAAUCCUGAUUAUCUCAAAAUCCAUUUGGCGGGUUUGCGACAGAUGAUCGCAUUGCGAAAGAACUUUGACGAUGUUCCUUCAGACGUCCGGUUCCAGAUCUCAUGGACCGAUAUCCGAGUUGCUUGCAUGGCCCACGCCAAACCCAUAUUCCCCUUUAUCCGCUACACCCGCCCAGCGCGGUUCUCUCUCAUCCCGCCCAACGACGACGUAGCAUUACUUUCCACCCGCCUCUUCCCUCUACUCAAAAUACCCGGCAUCUUCGGCGAAGCUAUGCCGCAAAUAGUAUAUGAUCUCCUCGAACUAUCCUGGUAUGCAGAAUGGAUCAAAGGCAACACCGGGUACAAAGAGUUCAACGAGGAGACCGAGGACUACUUCAACACGGAAGUGCUGCACGUAGAAUACCAACUGCACACAGACCGAUAUACAGCAACAGGCCAGGAAAAGGGCGAUAACUCCAUCGAGGGCUGCACCCGUCUCGCUUUACUGCUGUUCCACAACAGUGCCAUCUGGAACUUCUAUCCAAUGAUCGGCCAAUUGCUACCCAAGCCGAUCCAGGCUCUGCGCAUUGCCCUCGAGGCAACUAUUCCCUCGGGCUUAUUCGCGCUCUGUCGCGACCUACUCAUCUGGCAGCUUUUCAUGGGCGCGGCUUGCAGUCUAACCCUGCCGUCAGAGCGGGCCUUCUUUGUAGCUGAACUGGGCAAUGCUGCGCGACUGCAAGGACUCCAGUCGUGGCAGGAGGUCCGUGCUAUCUUGCUGGGCUUUUUCUAUGUCGACCGCAUUCACCUGCCUAUGCUUCGUCAGAUUUGGGACGAGUGUCAUUUGCAGGUAUAA